UCUCAGCCGGGGGAGGGGGGGUGCCGGUGUCCGUGCCCUCCCUGCCCCACCGCACCUGGGGCCUGGCGCUCCCCCGCCGCUGGAGAGAGGUGUCCGAGGCGGCGGAGAGCGUGUCCCGGCCCCGCCAGAGAGGACGCAGCCAUGGUGCCGCAUCCCCUCCCGGAGCCCGUGCGAGGCUGAAGCCCAUCUCCGGCGAAGAACGGCGGCGGAAGGCCCUUCCCUUCCACGGUGACUGCCCCCGGGGCAGCCUCCCCGCGGCCCCCCGGCAUGGAGACGGGCGGGCUGGAGUGGCUGCUGGUCCCCAUGCAGCAGCUGGUGUCGUGGGGUGCGGCGGGGGCCAUGGUGUUCGGCGGGGUGGUGCCCUACAUCCCCCAGUACAGGGACAUCCGCCGGACGCAGAACGCAGAGGGCUUCUCCACCUACGUCUGCCUGGUGUUACUGGUCGCCAACAUCUUGAGGAUACUUUUUUGGUUUGGAAGGCGUUUUGAAUCCCCUCUUUUGUGGCAAAGCAUUAUCAUGAUCAUGACUAUGUUACUGAUGCUGAAACUGUGCACUGAAGUACGGGUGUCCAACGAGCUAAACAUAAAACGACGCUCUUUCGCAGCUGCAGAUAGUAAGGAUGAAGAAAUCAAAGCACCUCCCAAGAGAUCCUAUCUGGAUUUUGACUUGAACUAUUUUUGGCAUUGGAGCAAGUUUACAGACUACGUGCAGUGUGUCCUGACCUUCACUUGUGUGACCGGUUACAUCACUUACCUCUGGCUUGACUCAUCUCUCUUUGUGGAGACACUGGGCUUCCUGGCGGUGUUCACCGAGGCCAUGCUAGGUGUCCCUCAGCUCUACAGAAACUACCAGAACAGGUCCACAGAAGGAAUGAGUGUCAAGAUGGUGCUGAUGUGGACCAGCGGGGACACCUUCAAGACCGUUUACUUCAUCUUGAACCAGGCCCCCUUCCAGUUCUCCAUCUGCGGGCUCCUGCAGGUUUUCGUGGACAUGGCCAUCCUGUUGCAGGUUUAUUUGUACAGCUCCUACCCUCAGAAGCCCGUGUCCCACACCGCCCACCCGGCCAGCACCAAGGCCCUCUGAGGGACUGGGCUGGAGAGGCUGCAGGUCGGCGGGGUCAGCCAUGGGCAGCUCUUCUCCUGCUCAGAAAUACUCCUGCGUUACCGAGUCGAAAGCAGAAAGGAGAACCAAGGAUUGAAAAUCUGGCUGCUCUUCCAGCUCGGGAGGUUUUAUUUUUAAAUUACUCGCUCUCUCUGUUUUGAGACUGAGCUGUACAGAACUUGGUGGGGGGGUGGGGAGGGGGCACUUUAUUUUUGCAUAUGUACCUAUGAGCCUUAUUGAUUCACAAACGUUUGUAUAUUUAAUCACAAGGGCUGGAUGGUUUGUGUUUUUAAUGCUAUUUAAAAACGUUACACCCCAGAAACGAUAGGAUAUUUUGUCUGAAACUUUUAACCUAUUUAUAUAAUAUAUAUAAAGUCUGUAUAUUGGCAGGAAGUUUGCGGCAUAUGCCGGCAUUCGGUACCUCCACCGCGCAGGAAGAAGUAUUGGAAGAGAAGAUGCAGGAGCUUGCUUUUUUCCUUUCUGAAGGGUCUCUGGUGAGCAGAGAAGGUGAGGGCAGGAGGUCCUGCAGGGAGGAGAGCAGCCAGAAAGGAACUGGUCACACAUCAACGUGAAGCAUCGAUGUGGUAAAGAGGGAACGGCCGGUGCUCACCCCAGCCAUGAGGUCCGUGUGGCAGGUGGAUGCACCAAGAGGAUGAUGAAGAGGGGACAGAGUAUGGACGAUGCUGGAGCCAUGUUCAGAGCAGGCACAGCCAGCCAAGCGGGUCAGCCAGAAGGAGGAGCAAACAGGCAGGUAAUUUCCUGCUGAGCUUUGUAGUUUCAAAGCUGUGCUUUGAAAGGAUGGGGUUUGAGAACAGCCCGCCCUGCGCUCGGGGGGCAGCACCGCUCCUGCUCCUCUGCACAGGACAGAGCUGGGCUGUGGGACAUCUUUCCCAAACCAAAGGGGGCAACAGAUGUGUGCUGGCAGUAUUGCCAGGCAAGUAUUUCCAGAUGGUGAUGGAGCCACAACCAUAGAAGCGACUCCACUUCCAUUGCCUCAGAAGGAGGAGCAGAAAAAUUUGAGACAGAGAACAAGCCAUAUCCUAUGGAGUGGGAUGUGACAGCUUGGUUUGUUGAGGCUGAGCUCCAGGUUCGUGUUGUUUAAUGCCAAACAAAACCCAGUUUAUGCUUUGGGGUGCUGCUUGCUUUCACCCGGCGAGGAAGGAGCCCGCGUUUUCCUUUUUCUGUCGCUUAAGAUCUUCUAGGUCCUUAGAAGAAUCAGCAGCCUGUACUUAGAGGGACUGAGAAAGCUGAAAGAGCAGAGGGUUUAUUGUUUAUUUAUAAAUGUAGACGUUGUCUAUGAUGGCUGUUUGCCCGCGUGGGUCACCAUACCCUUUCUGAGAACUGCCUGUGUCCAGCAGCUGCAGGUGGUGGUGUGGACCCACGGGGGGCUGCGACCGAGCCCCUGGGCUUCUGCCAGUCACCCUCAUGAAACUGCCCUGGCUGGUGUGAGGCAACCACAGCAAGAGGCUUAGUCCCAGGAACAGCUCUGCCUGCGCCGCUGUCUUCUUCAUCAGGCUCCCUCCCUGCUGCUGGCUGAAUCCCACCCUGACCACAGGCACCGUGUUAGAGCUGGGACAGAUUUUUUAAGAAUCAUUUUUUUUCUCCAAGAGCUUGUGUUUUCUUACCGAUGGCAGCAAGUCUGAGGUUUAAGAAUAACUUGGUAAACUGGUGGGUAAAUCAGAUACUUCCCCCAUCCCUGUUCUACUUGGGAAUCUCAUGACUUGAGUCCUGGACUGUCUUCACUGGUGGCAACCCGUCCUCUGGAGGGGAAGCAGCAGGAGGCUGGAGCAGUGGUGGUGUGACUCUUGGUUGGAAUGUCCAUCAUAAGCCCGGGGAGAGCGGGCUGUCCCCGUGCUGCUUUACAGACCUGACCCCUCUCACUCCCCAGGUGGCCCCAGGCUGAUGUUGGGGCUCCCACUGCACGUGCCCUUUGGUUUGGGAGCAGACACGGUGGUGGCAGAGGGCUGAGGGCCAAACUUGUGGGUAGAAGUCCUGCCCUGGGUUCAAGCCAUCCUGCCCUUCGGCAGGAGCACUUCCAGAGGUGGAAGGAAGGUCCUCAAGAAGUCCCUCCAUGCCCUUCGUUCCAUACCAUACUCUUACAGGCCUGAAGUGACCUUACAAAGACGAUGUACCCGGCAUGGCAGACGAUGAAUGUUUUGUUCUUCUCUUUUCUCCGGUGUCCUGGUUGCGUUACAGGAACAUCUGGGCUUUGGUCUUUUUUUUAAUUGAAAACUUACUUAACAACUGGCUUCUCCGGUAUGCUGCUUUAAUGAGGAUUGUAUUUCUACUGUACGCAAACAAACACUUUCUUGUGUGUUUUAAUGGUCUGAAGAUUUUUUUUUUAAAUACCUUGUAAUGAUAAGAUUUUUGUAUAUGGUGGUCUUUUUCUAAUAUUCUACGAAACGGGGAUUUAAGAAAUAAAUGGCUCUUAAGAAAUAUACUUCUGUAUGUUACAGUUUCACCUGGGAGUGCACACUUUUGGCCACCUCUUUGGCUUUGAACUGCAGGUAUUACCGAGGGUAAAACAACUGUUGUGGUAUUUUUUUUUUCCUUUUGGGACUCUUCCCUGGGCAGAUUCUCGAGUCUGCUGUCAGUACCCAAACCAGCCAGCUCUGCAGACCAGUCUCAGUCACACCAGAGCUGCAAACGCUGGGAGAGAAGCCAGUGAAACCAUGUCUGAAGUUACCUUCUGUGCGUGGCAUUGAGCAAGGUAGGACUCUUGGCCAGGAACUCUUCAACUUCCAUCUUGCAAGAUGCUUUAGAGACAAAAUGUUACAGAACUUUGGUUUUUUUCUUCUUUAAUUGUCAGGAUGUAUCUGUAUCAAUGAUCACCUCAGAGAAUAAGAAAUCAAUUCCUUCAAAUCCAUCUCUGAAUGUAUGGCACAUUUCAUGGAGUUUAUUUUCUCUGUCAGUUGCAAUGUUUUUGUUUUUGUUUUUUUAAAUAAAAAUUGCCUAUUAUCUAUAA
This is a messenger RNA of Calidris pugnax (ruff), 4066 nucleotides long. RefSeq names its product PQ loop repeat containing 1 (gene SLC66A2). Bases 268 to 1083 code for a protein of 271 amino acids. The transcript is spliced from 6 exons. NCBI's taxonomy places the organism in Eukaryota, Metazoa, Chordata, Aves, Charadriiformes, Scolopacidae. Gene Ontology annotation, cellular component: endosome; trans-Golgi network. The record is from RefSeq and is a predicted model, not a curated record. Gene Ontology annotation, biological process: retrograde transport, endosome to Golgi; phospholipid translocation.